AUGGCAGGUUCUUCGAUAUUAACGCCUGAAAGAAGAAUUGAGCUGAAUCCUUUCGAUAUAGAUGCAUGGAAUCUGAUUCUUAGAGAGUCACAGGCCAGACCGAUAGACCAAGCUCGGAAUUUCUAUGAAAAAUUGGUGACUCAAUUCCCGAAUGCUGGACGAUACUGGAAAGCGUACAUCGAACAUGAACUCCGUGGAAAAAACUUCGAGAAUGUCGAGAACUUAUUCAACCGUUGUUUGGUAAAGGUCUUAAAUAUUGACCUUUGGAAGUGUUACGUUUUCUAUGUACGAGAGACAAAAGGUCAUCUGAGUUCUUUUAGGGAGAAAAUGGCUAAGGCUUAUGAUUUCGCUCUGGAUAAGGUUGGGCUUGACAUGAACUCAUACUCCAUCUAUUCGGAUUACAUCUCAUUCUUAAAGACUGUCCCUGCCGUUGGACAGUAUGCGGAAAACCAGAGAAUUUCUGCAGUGCGGAAGAUUUAUCAACGUGGAAUUUCUACACCGAUGGUAAACAUAGAAUCGCUGUGGUCUGAUUACUGUAACUACGAAAAGAGUAUCAAUCCAACUCUCGCGGAGAAACUAAUUUCAGAGCGUAACAAGGAAUAUCAGGUUUCCAAGAAAAUUGCCAAACAACUAGAAGCUGUAACUCGGGGUGUCAACCGGCAGGCUGUUUCUGUUCCGCCUCGUGGCACUGCUCCUGAAAUGAAACAGGUGGAGAUGUGGAAGAAGUAUAUCCAGUGGGAGAAGAGCAAUCCUAUGGAGACCGAAGAGUAUGGGCAGUUUGCAAAGCGUGUGGUUUAUGCUUACGAACAAUCAUUGUUGUGUCUUGGGUAUUAUCCUGAUAUGUGGUAUGAAGCGGCAUUGUUUCUUCAACAGGCUGGUAAACAACUGGAAGAAAAAGGAGAUGUGAAACUUGCCCAACAAAUGACUGCUGAAGCUAUGCAGCUUUUUGAUCGAGCAAUCUCUGGCUUGAUGAAGCACUCGCAGCUGCUGUACUUCGCAUACGCUGAUUUCGAGGAAGAACGAAUGAAAUUUGACAACGUUAAGAAGAUCUAUGAUAAUCUGCUCGCCAUUGACCAUAUUGAUCCAACUUUGACGUACAUCCAGUUGAUGAAGUUUACUCGUCGUACCGAGGGAGUUCGAGCAGCGAGAGCGGUAUUCAAGAGGGCGCGCGAGGAUAAUCGUUGUCGGCAUCAUGUAUUUAUCGCCGCAGCUCUCAUGGAAUUCUACUGCAGUAAGGACAAAGACGUGGCUAUGCGGGUGUUUGAUCUCGGCUUAAAGAAAUAUGGCGAUGAACCAGAAUAUGCAUGCGCUUACGUUGAUUUUUUGACCCACUUGAACGAAGAUAAUAACACCCGAGUUGUGUUCGAGCGUAUUCUUACUUCUGAAGCCCUUUCGCCGGAAAAGUCAUCAGAUAUUUGGGAUCGAUAUCUGGAAUUUGAGUCUCUGGUGGGUGAUUUGGCUAGUACUCUUAAAGUUGACGAAAGACGCAAAGCUGCUGUUACUGGCGGCAGAGAUGAGGGGACAACGUUAAUGUUGAUUGAUAGAUAUCGGUUUCUGAACCUUGUUCCGUGCACAUUGGAUCAAUUGAAACUCAUGGGUUAUAAUAAGUCCAAUACUGGUAUGAUUGGUGGUAUGACAGGCGUCUCCACAGGUUCUUUAAUGGCGCCACAACGAAAUUUGCCAACCCCCCAGGCAGCAAGUGUGGUAAUGGGUGGUGCGUCAAGUGUGCAGCUUGAAAUUGAAGGAUAUCCUCGUCCUGAUAUUGAUCAAAUGAUUCCUUUCAAACCAAAGGCGAACAGUGCGGCAUCAUUUCAUCCCAUACCUGGUGGUGUUUUUCCACCCCCGCCUGCUGUUGCUGAACUUAUUUCACUGUUACCGCCUCCGUGGACCUUCCAAGGACCAUUCGUUUCCGUUGAUCUCUUUAUAGAUCAUAUUAGCAAGACGCAGCUGACUAUUGGUGUGAUAAAUUUUUUUGUUUGCAUCCGAGUCCUCGAUGGAAAACUUCCUCAUGCAAGCAAGAAGGAUAAGGUACGACGUCAUCGACCUGGCCGAGAGGAGACGACGGCACCCAUUCAACGCCGUCUAUGA
Angiostrongylus costaricensis is the source of this 2088-nucleotide messenger RNA. The record is from the annotation of a GenBank genome assembly. NCBI's taxonomy places the organism in Eukaryota, Metazoa, Nematoda, Chromadorea, Rhabditida, Metastrongylidae.